GGAAAAAAAAGAGCCUCAGUUGCUCGGCGUGCGCUGAAGUGAGAACGACAGAGGCCACGGCGCGGUGCUUUAAGCGAAAUCGUGCAGCUUUUGUAUUGUGUCAUAAACGAACUACUUCUCAUAACGUAAACAGCUUCGGACUAAUACGAUCGAAAAAGUUGUUUCGCCCCAAAUCGCCUCGUUUGCAAGACAGCCCCACACUGUUGCAUCGUUUCAUUUUUAUAUUUAUUGUCCCUCUCCCGGUAUUUCUGCAGCUGGGAAAGCGUCUGUCCAGGAUUUUCACGGAGAAAUAAGCAAAGAGAGUUUUCUCAUCGACAUGCAGACACUCUGACGGCAUUUUUCCUGUGACUUGUGAUCGCGGGAGGAUUUUCCGCGGUGAAGUGAUUUCCGUUUGUGAGUCAGUGCUGAAAAAGAGUGGUGAACUCAGGGAGGUAAAAGGUGAGAGCAGAGACACUAAGCAAGAGGAAUCCACGUGCUUCGGAGGCAAUAAAAAUGUUGAGGGUUGUUAAAGUCAUAUUGUUUUAUUAUGGCUAAAUUUAAUGGUCAGUUGAGUACAAUUGCGUCUCUGGGAGUGUGCCGAGAGUCCGUGAGAUUGGCAGGCAAAUGAAUCAACUGUGGACAAUGUUUGACACAGAACUGUGAGCCUCUGGGCCAUCGGGAGUUGGCAUGAUACAGUUGUGCACUUGAGAAGAGAGACUCCAUCACUGAAGGAAUCACACACUUUAUGACGAUAUUGCAGUCAUAAAAUUAAUUUCUUUUAUUGCCAUCUGAGUGACACAUGAGACGCUGAAGCAUUUGGAGGAAUUGCGUGAUCACUGGUUGAGAAAAGACAAGAAGCAGCUUGAGGGUGUGCAAGAGAAUCACCCCAAUCACGGAAGACGCCGCAAGUCUAUUGGCGAGAGAAGAAAAAUAGCACCUGCCCAUUGAGAAAUCAUCAGUUAGCAUAUUGUUGAUGACCCAAUAAAAAUUUUUUACUGGCUGUUUACACUGUGGGCAAUAAAGGCAAGCAAGAGUCUUACCCACACCGAUAUUUACAAGCACGCCAGAGAAAAUAUAGUUUGCCACACAAUUGCCCAAGGAGAGAUAUCAGACAAACUGGGAGAGAGCUUUCAGCGCCUCGUGGAAAAUUGUGGACUGUGUUGAAUAAUCUCGAAGAAGCCACAAGAACCGUAUAAACAAGUGACUGUUGUGAAAAAGACUCGAACGAAACGCCCAACUCCGAAGGCAGCCCCCUCGCAAGCUCCGAAGGAAGCCCCAGCUCGCCGCCAACUAGUAAAAUGUACCCCUAUGUCUCUAAUCAUCCAUCGUCGCACACAAGUUUGUCUGGCAUGCCGGGAUUCUCUGGCCUAGAUGAUAAAUCGUGCAGAUACACUGAGAGCAUGAUGAACACUUAUCAGUCCAUGGGUGUGCCGCCGAGUGCGUCCAGCUUCGCACAAUUCUACCAAGCCGCUUCCGCCGUCUCCGCCGCAUCCGCCGGCGCCAUUGGGGUUGGGGUGGACUCACUGGGGAACGCCUGCACACAGCCCUCGACCGGUGUUGUCUCCACCGGCGGCACAGGGCAGACCAUCACCGACAUUCCACGAUAUCCCUGGAUGACGCUCACAGCAGAGUGGAUGAACGGACCCUUCGACCGUGUCGUUUGCGCUGAUUUCAAUGGCCCAAAUGGUUGUCCACGGCGAAGAGGACGUCAGACCUACACGAGAUUCCAGACACUGGAGUUGGAGAAGGAAUUCCACUUCAAUCACUACUUGACGAGGAGGCGACGAAUAGAGAUCGCCCACGCCCUCUGCCUCACGGAGCGACAGAUCAAGAUCUGGUUCCAGAAUCGUCGGAUGAAGCUGAAGAAGGAGCUGAGGGCCGUGAAGGAGAUUAAUGAGCAGGCCCGACGAGACCGCGAGGAGCAGGACAAGAUGAAGCUCAAGGAGUCCCUGUCAACCGCCCAGCACAACAACAAACCACCCCAAGAGCACCCAAUAGUGACGUCACAAAAUUCAGUUUUCAAGUGGAACUGUUGAUCAAGUUUCCAGGUAAGAUCCACCAUUCAUUUCUAAGAUCGCGCUCGCGAUGCCAUGCAGUUAUAAUUUAAGCAAGUUUAGUGAGAACAAAAACACUAAUACGUAAGUAGAGAGUUUACAUGGUGAAAUGAAUAUUAGCAAAAGUCACUGUGGAUGCGAACUGCAAUAACAUACAGCAUUAGACUCUUCUCGAAGAGCGUAAAAUAUGCGAAAACAGUCAGAGAUUGCGUCAUCUUGACUCGCAAUCUCUCAGGACAAUUCAAUGGGAGGAUUUAGGAGGAGAGAAAACACAUAUACGUACUAGAAGUUAAGUGAGAAACCAACACACAAAAUACUUGUAAUGCAUUGAAGAAGAUGAAGAGAAAAAAACGUACUGAAGCUGGUCGGGCGACAGCCACAUAUAAGCAUAUUGAAGGAAAAAUUGUAGCAAUUAAUGUAGCUGAUAGAGGAGACAACAGAUAGUUCAAAGAGAGAAAAUCGAUAAGAGGGAAAAUUCCUCGAUGGAAAGAAUGCCAUUCUCUAAAAUUUCUUGUGCAAUGUCAGUGUUGAUUUUCUGUUGAAAUUGAAUUCUUGUGUUAAGCAAAUAAAAUGUAACUGUGAGUCUCGGAUAUUUUCUUCCCUCUUAGCCAUAUACAAAAAAAAUUCACGACAAAAUAUGUGAUCUUAUAAUUCUUUGCUUUACCUGUUCUCCAAUUCGUUGAUGUGUUCUUCCUUUUGACUUCUUCAAAUCUCCGAAAAAGAAAAAAUUUGCGUCUUCAUGUCGCGAAGGCACACAACAGUAUAUAUUGAAUUUAUAAGUUUUUUUUCCCCUCCAUCGCCAAGAAAAGGAGAAUUUGUGAUGCUACUUUUGCACUCCGAGAGAGGUAAUUAUUUUCAAUUGCGGAAGGUGAAACUGUGGGAGGUGUCUCUCCUAUAAUUGAAUCUCUUAUGGCAAUUCCCUUCUGCAGCGCCUCUCGAGCCGAUGAAAGAGUGACUAAGAAAUCGCCAUGCCUGAUGAGACAGUGAGUUUAAUUUCAUUGGAGAAUAAACUUCUCUUAUAUUUAUACUAGGCAUUUUAACGUGUGUCGGCGUGUCUGUGUUGUAUCAAAAGGUGACGACGUGUGAGCGUGAAUGUAAUUUAAAGAGAAGAUACUCUUUCUGUGCAUGGAAUGUAGCGCCCCAACCCCCAAAAUUCCCCCCCAUGAAUGCCUCGAAGUGUGAAUGGCAAUUUUAUCUAACUGUCUGUGGUAUAAUUAGGUGUAACAAGUGCGAAUGAUUUUUAAUUGAAGACAAAACAACUACAAUUAUUAACUGUUUAAUUGCAUAAGAUAAUGUGUGUAGUUAAUUGUGCCAAAUGUAAUUAAAAAAGAAAAUCUUCUGAAGACAAAAUCAACACAUCCACGCGUCAGGCUUGACUUUGCCUUGACGGAAUUUCUCUUUGAACCUAUAAAGAAAUAUAAGAAUCACGGGAGAUUCACUUAGGAAGAGUGGCAAAAUAAUUGACAAAGAAAAAAAUUCUAUUCGUCCAGAGACAUUGAGAAAAAAAGUGAAAAUAAGAAAUUGUAAAAAUGAUGUGACAUAAAAUUAAAAGAAAAUCCAGAGAAAUAUUGAUACAAUUUAAUCAUAUAAGGUGAGAUAAAAAAAAAGCUUAAAGACGGUUUUUUGGCAACAUGAGAUAAUAACUAACUAGAGCCUCUAAAUAACCAUGAAUGAAAUUGAUAAAAUUUUCAUAUCCGUUAAAAUAUAUUUUCCCUCACAAUACGUAAAGAAGAGAAUUCUUUUGAAAUUCUUAUUGACAAUCUCGAUUUUUUGGGAGUUGUGCUGUAGUUGAGAAUCUUCAUCAUUUUGUCAGACAAGCAAAUAUUGCUGAUUCAGUGAAAUCCCACGUAGUGAUUGAUAUAACAUUUUAAAUACGUAAUUUUGUCCAGGGUAGAUUUUAAUAUUCAACAAGAGAGAUGGAAUAACUAAAAAAACAUAGAGCAGAGAAAAUAGUUAGAAAACACAUUUUGCUCGAUAGAAAAAUUACAUAAUAAUAAUAAUAGACUUUUUGAGAAACAGAUUUUGCUCCUCACUGUAUAUUUUUGCUUUCUCCCGCUUAAAGUAUCAUUGGCGCGAAUUUAUCUGACGGAAGCUGCUAAGAAUCGAAUUUAAUAUAAAAGUUUUGCAGUAAUUUCCUCCAUCUGUUGCGUACUUAUUAGAAGAGAAAUCCUCUUUUUCUUACAAAUUAAAGAGUGAGAAUUCCAUGUUCUUUUCCUUGUUCAUUGCUAAUAAAAAGUGAGAAUUAUUUCCACAAAGGUAUCUCCAAACUGCCGUGUUAAUUCAUUGUAUUUCAUCCAUUUUCAUCUCGUAUUUUAAUUGCCAUAGCGAGAACAUUCUCGAUAUAGAAUGAAAUGAAAGGAACCAUAACGUCAGAGUGAAACACAAUUGCAUCUUACUCAUAAUUAUUAUUGUAAUAGUAAUUGAAUAUAUUUAAAGGUUUAAUUAAAAUAAACGCUUUGCUUAUUCCUAACAAGAUAAUAAUUAAUAACUUAAGUGUAUAAAAAUGAGCUAUUUCUUGCCACAAUAGGAAUUAAAGGGAGGAAAGAGAGGAAAAAACGUAAACAAGUAUAAAUGAUAUAGAAAGAAAACUUCAACACAUCUAAACUAUCCAUAAAAGAUGAUAAUAUUCAUUAGAAGAGCAACAUGUUUACAAUACACUAAAUAUACGUAAAGAAAUAUUAUUAAAAAAAAUAGAAAUAUUUACUAAAUAAAUAUGCAUAUUGUGUAAAUAUGUAUAUUUUUUUUCACCAGUUUCACUCAUUUGAGUCAUUUAUUUCCAACUGCGCUGUUGCGGACAUCCAAACAAGAGAGACAUAAAAGCAUCAAAUUUAGCCCAGAAAAAGUUUGUCAUUUCAAAUUUUCUUUUUUUGAAAAUUUUUAUCUGUGAUAAGAUUAUGUUAAUAAUUUCUUCUCCAAUCGAUUGUCGUUUUUGUAACCUUUUUUUGACUAUUUAUCUUACUUUCCGAAAGGUCUUUUAGUGUUUUUUUUCAGAAAGAUUUUUAUGUUGACCUUUUGUUUGAUUUUUCUUUAAUGUUUUUCUAAUUGACUUUAUUAUUAUAUUCUUAUAAUUCGUUAUUUAUUUUUCGUCAAUUAAAAAGAAUGCAGAAAAACAAAUUUACCGAUUUAAGUGGAAUUAUUUCUUAAUAAAAUGUGAAACUCUCUGUAUCCGAAUUAAUAUUUGUAUUUAAAGAGAGAGAGAGAGAGAGAGAUAGAGAGGAAGAGAGGGAGAAAGAGAGAGGUUGAAGAGAAAAAAGCUGAAACCUUCAGUAAAUAUAUAUUGAGAAAGAUAUAUGAAUUAAAUGGAAUGAUAUACAUUAUAAAUGUAAUUGACAUAAUUUUACUUUGACACCAACAAUUUUUAUAUCCCAAGUAUAAAAUAUCGAUAAAUUUGAGGUGGGGAAAAAGAAAUUGUGGCUCAAAAUGUCACGCAGAAUUUAUCGAUUAAAGAAAUAUCUCGCCCAUAAUUUAGUGGUAUAAAAAAAAACAGUGAAAAGGAAGGCAGAAGAGAAAAUGCAGAGAAAA
Phlebotomus argentipes is the source of this 5555-nucleotide messenger RNA. Its product is annotated as homeobox protein abdominal-A-like. The transcript has 7 exons. The coding region runs from base 1278 to 2015 and encodes 245 amino acids. Lineage: Eukaryota; Metazoa; Arthropoda; Insecta; Diptera; Psychodidae. Gene Ontology annotation, molecular function: DNA-binding transcription factor activity, RNA polymerase II-specific; RNA polymerase II cis-regulatory region sequence-specific DNA binding. Gene Ontology annotation, biological process: anterior/posterior pattern specification; negative regulation of transcription by RNA polymerase II. The record is from RefSeq and is a predicted model, not a curated record. Gene Ontology annotation, cellular component: nucleus.